Messenger RNA from Corticium candelabrum, 624 nucleotides. Its product is annotated as trafficking protein particle complex subunit 2-like. Gene Ontology annotation, cellular component: cytoplasm; TRAPP complex; nucleus. The coding region runs from base 22 to 444 and encodes 140 amino acids. The transcript is spliced from 5 exons. Gene Ontology annotation, biological process: endoplasmic reticulum to Golgi vesicle-mediated transport. The record is from RefSeq and is a predicted model, not a curated record. NCBI's taxonomy places the organism in Eukaryota, Metazoa, Porifera, Homoscleromorpha, Homosclerophorida, Plakinidae.
UUUCAACAGUGUUGCCUAAACAUGUCUGGAAAUUAUUUCUUUGUAAUUGUUGGGCAUAAUGACAAUCCUGUUUUCCGUAUGGAGUUUAGCAAAUCGGGAGAAUCAACUACAAGGGAAGAGCACAAACAUCUUAAUGAGUUUGUUGCUCAUGCUGCUCUUGACCAUGUUGAGGAGAACAUGUGGACCACUACUUCGAUGUAUCUACGGAUUGUUGACAAGUUCAAUGAGUGGUUUGUGUCAGCAUUUGUAACAGCAAGUCGUAUGAGAUAUGUCAUACUGCAUGACAUCAAGAAUGAUGACGGAAUCAAGAACUUUUUUCAAGAUGUUUAUGAGCUUUACAUCAAAAUUUCAAUGAAUCCAUUCUAUAAGAUCAACACUCAAAUUGAGUCACCAGCUUUCAAACGGAAAGUUCAGCUUCUCGGCAAGAAGCACUUACUUGGAUAAGAAAUCCGUAUUAUAAUGCCUGCCAUAAUGACAGUGACAUAAUUAUGUGGCCACAACCCACAUUAGUCAUACAGAUAUUGUUCAGUUAUUGGACACGAUGGAGAUUAUAAUCUAACAUGACAUUUUAAAUUUAAUGACACGAGUUGUUGCUAUUGCUAUUGACUGUUUAAGGAUGUGAGA